AGACGGCGGCGCUGUGCUGUGAUGGUUUGUUGUUACCAUGGCAAUUUGAAAUUAGCCUUUUCCAUGUAUUAGGCUGUGCUGCCUUCACGGCCAUAGACAUAUCAGAGAUGCGGAAACUCACAAAAAAAACAACGCACAAUAACCCAGGAACAAAGUAGUUUAUUGUUGGGAAAGUUGCUGAGACAUUUCCUGAAACAGCCAGUGUUAUAAAAGGCAACACAUUAAUAUAAUACUUGGUAAUCUUUCCGAGCAAAAAUACUUUAUUUGGAGGAGAGUGCAAAUCAUUUUUUACUACUAGAAAGUUCCAAAAUACCACAACAUGAAAUGCACCAUUAGUACGUGGCUUUAACAUAUGGGAUGUUUCUGUCGCAGAAGAACGAACCAGCACUCAUUUCAUGUGUCAGUGAACUUGUAAGGAGAACACCAAAAACAAUGGAGCCACAGACGAAACGCUGGAAAGGCUCUGUGUGCGAGCCUGACCCCUGGGUUGCUUAUCCCGUACUGUCGGAUGAGCAGUCGCAAGACGUCGAGCUGAUCGAGGUGUUUGCUGCGCCCAUUGUCAACAAGAAAGAGACGUCGCGACUUCUCCGGGAGCUGAACAACCUCUACCCGUUGAGGGGCCUUCAGCACAUCAAGAGGGUGCGGGCGGUCCAGAAGGAGGGCAGCCCUCAUCCUCUGGAAGUCCUCGUGUGCCUUGUCAGUGACGCACCAGACGUGAAGGUGGUAAGCAUCGACGCUCUGCUCCCCUCGGAUGGAGUUCGACGUGACGGAUUAGGUGAGCCUUUUGUGGUUAAGGUCCCCGCACGCCCCCCUUUGACCCGACCCCAAUUUGAGCUGGCGAGCAAACACUGGCCCACAUCCUUUCACGAGGACAAACAGGUCACCGUCGCCCUGAGAGGAGAGCUCUUCAGUCCGCCUCAGAAAGCCAGGAUGCACACCUACAUGACGUCUGCUUUGACUGCUGCCAAAGCAGGGAUCGAGUUGGGAAUGGAGGCGGUGGGUGCUGUGGUGGUCGACCCAGCAACGGAGAGAAUCAUUGCAGUGGGCCAUGACUGCAGAGGUGACCAUCCCCUCCAUCAUGCGGUCAUGGUCUGCAUUGACCUUGUGGCUCGGAGCCAGGGCGGCGGAUCUUAUUCUUUUGACAGAUACCCUGCUUGCCAGUUUACCUCACCAACCUCAGACACAGUUCACAGCGUUCCUGGUGCAGAGGCGAGCUCUCAGCCGUACAUAUGCACCGGGUAUGACCUUUAUGUGACCCGAGAACCUUGCGUUAUGUGUGCCAUGGCGCUGGUACACUCCCGGAUAGGUCGUGUAUUCUAUGGAACGGCCUCUGCUGACGGGGCCGUAGGGACCAAAUAUAAAAUCCACUCACAGAAAGAUUUGAACCAUCACUUUGAGGUUUACAAAGGAGUGUUGGGCAAGCAGUGUGAGGAUCUAAACGGUCUGGGCAACCACAUCAAAAGAGAGGCAGAUAAUUAAUGUAUGAAUUUCAUUAGUGGGCCUGGAGCUGGAGAAUCCUUAUCACAGGUGGAACUACAGGAAUAAACCAAUGUUUUACAUAAACAUUUCUUUUAAAUAAAGUUUUUAAUCAUUUGGUUAUUGUAUUGAGAGCAUGUGUGUAGAUGACAACUAGUAACAAGGUUCCCACCAUAGUGCUGACUUUCUUUUAGGUGGGGGUGUUUGACGGGGAUUUACAGGCUUGUUAGGAGGAUCAACAAGUCACACUGAAACCUGAAUUUGGGUACAACAUUAGCAAUACAAAUGCUAAUAAUUUAUUGGAGAAUUACAGUAGUUUUCUUUUGUAAGAGUCUUGA
Messenger RNA from Sebastes umbrosus (honeycomb rockfish), 1814 nucleotides. RefSeq names its product adenosine deaminase tRNA specific 3 (gene adat3). The record is from RefSeq and is a predicted model, not a curated record. Lineage: Eukaryota; Metazoa; Chordata; Actinopteri; Perciformes; Sebastidae. The coding region runs from base 358 to 1479 and encodes 373 amino acids. The transcript has 2 exons. Gene Ontology annotation, molecular function: tRNA-specific adenosine-34 deaminase activity. Gene Ontology annotation, cellular component: cytoplasm; nucleus.